AUGUUUUUGUGGACAGUUGCGCUACUAGCAGUUCUGUCAGUGUCUCCAACAGGCCUUCUCAGACCAGGAAAGAAGGUACCCAGUUCAAUUCUUGAUAAAUCAAUACUUUCUCCUCCGUCUUACCAAUUGCCUCUGCCCAUGCAUAAGGUUGAGACCGCAGAGAUGACUGUUUCUGUAGACCACGGUGGUGUGCAUACCUUUCUCCCUUCAGACUCUUUUCCUCCAAUGAUCCAUAGCGCACUGGUCAUUGUUGUGUAUGGAAGUGAGGUGUUUCAGAAUAUUAUUUUCACGCACCUGGCCCAUCUGAAAAGCUGUCCAUCGCACUAUGCAAGUAGAAUUCCAAUAAUCACAGUAGUUCCGGACAAGCUUGAAGAUAUCACAAGUUUACAGCUGGAACAGGCCCUCGCUCAUCGUACUCGCAUUAUCGUAGUCUCCGUUUAUGAGCCAGACUCGCCCUAUAUCUCAUUCCACGAUUCGACCAGCUCUCAGAUCCUUCUGAACCCCCUACUAUUCCCUGAACUUUCAAGCCAUCCAAACAGUGAGCUCUACAACUACGUUCAUUCGCACAUUGCACAUGGGACGUACUUCACCCAGAGGCCGCUAGCUCCUCCACCAAAAGUUGUCAUGUCUAAACGGCAUGCAAUCAUAGAGCACAUAAGCAUCAUGUUGUCUACGCCCAACCAGUCUGUACCUAAAUUCAUACACUAUCUAAGCUCGCUUGUGGCGCUCCAGGACCACCAGUCAGAGCAUGGCCAUAGACACUACGUGGCGCUGUGUCCUCGAACACGCAUAGAACAUCAAAAGCGAAUUGCACUGUUCUUUCCGUUUAACCUCUGGGUAUUGGCUGGGGCUGGCAUAGCAUAUAGCCACUACCAAAGCCGCUACUGGAAUCAAAGGCUCUAUCUUAGCACUUUAUUUCUUCUUGCUAGUGCGCCAUUGGGUCCUGUGCUAUUUUCUAGAGCAUUAGCCAUAUAUGCAUCCAUUAAUCUAAAGACACACAAGUUCCCUAGAUGUGUAGCCCACAACCACCUAUAUCUAAUCAGCCUUGGAGCCAUUGUCCUAUCCAUUCAAGUAGAUAUAGCGACUAGGUUAAGUGUUUGUCUUCCCCUAGUCAUUUUGCUUAAUAUGAUAUGCGAGACUAUACAAUUUCUUCUCCAGCAAAAGCAUGGAGAAAGAAAUCAUCAUGGCAGAGCCGGUAAAAUAUCAUUUAUGCAUUCAUUGCCUUGCUCUGCUGGAAUUUUACAGUUGGUUAAAGACCACAUAUCUCCGAGUUUCCUCUGCAAGAAGCUGUGCACCGGGCCAUAA
Messenger RNA from Giardia duodenalis, 1305 nucleotides. RefSeq lists its product as uncharacterized. Bases 1 to 1305 code for a protein of 434 amino acids. NCBI's taxonomy places the organism in Eukaryota, Fornicata, Diplomonadida, Hexamitidae. The record is from RefSeq and is a predicted model, not a curated record. The transcript has a single exon.